This is a messenger RNA of Saprolegnia parasitica CBS 223.65, 1496 nucleotides long. RefSeq lists its product as hypothetical. The record is from RefSeq and is a predicted model, not a curated record. Bases 81 to 1496 code for a protein of 471 amino acids. Lineage: Eukaryota; Oomycota; Saprolegniomycetes; Saprolegniales; Saprolegniaceae. Gene Ontology annotation, molecular function: transcription coactivator activity; chromatin DNA binding; histone acetyltransferase activity. The transcript has a single exon. Gene Ontology annotation, biological process: positive regulation of transcription by RNA polymerase II. Gene Ontology annotation, cellular component: histone acetyltransferase complex; transcription regulator complex.
AUUACCAGCAGUGCAGCACGCCAACGUGCGUUGUGUGUCGGGGGCCGGACAACAAUGCGAACCCGCCGCCGCAAGCGCCAAUGGUCCCGCCGCAGGUGAACACGAUGCAGCCACCGUACGCGUUCCAGAACCAAGCACGGGGCAUUGCGUCGACGCUGCCCGAGAAGGCGGUGCAAGAGUACCAUCAGAAGGUGGAAUUUAUGCUCAACGACAAGACCAAGGAGCACCAUCAGUCGAUUUUGCUGCGGCAGCAGCAGCGGCUCAUGCAGCUCCGGCACGCCAGCGAGUGCCAGCUCGAGCACAACUGCCCGACGCCGGCGUGCCACGAGAUGAAGCCGCUGUGGCGCCACCUCCAGAGCUGUCGGCAGACGGAGAACUGCCCGACGCCCCACUGCCUCAGCUCCAAGUACGUCCUCGCGCACUUUCAGCAGUGCAUGAAGCAGCAGUGCGCCGUGUGCCAGCCCGUGCGACUCGCGCAGCAGCAACAACAGCACGCGCAGCAGCACGCGCAGAAGCAACAGGCCCACUUUCAACAGCAGUACCAGCAGCAGCUGCAGCAACAAAUGCACAACCACCAGCAGCAGCAACACCAACACCAACAGCAGCACCAACAGCAGCAGCACAUGCAGCAACAGCACGCCCAGGCCCAGGCCCUUCAUCAUCAUCAGCAGCAGCAGCAGCAAGCGCAGGCCCAAGCACAAGCACAAGCUCAAGCCCAAGCACAAGCGCAGGCAUCAGCGCAGGCAUCAGCACCCGUCAAGGACGAGCCGGCGAGCGGUAGUGCGACGAGCAAGGAACGCAUUCGUCUGUUUACAGACAAGGCCAAGACGAUCGCGUCGAUGCUGACGGCCAAGACGACACAGGAUUACCACACCAAGGUCGUCGGCAUGAUGCAACCCCGCAACGUGCUCCAGAACCAGACGAUCCUCGAGCGGCAGCAGCAGCGCCUCUUGCAUUUGCGCCACGCACUCUUUUGCACGCUGGACAAGUGCAAUGCGGCCCACUGCGCCGAGAUGAAGAAGCUCUGGGCGCACAUCAACCAGUGCAAGAAGAGCGACGCGUGUGCGUUUGCGCACUGCCUCAGCUCCAAGUAUGUGCUGAGCCACUUUCAGCAGUGCACGAACCUCACGUGCGUCGUGUGCGAGCUCGUACGCAACCCCGUCGAGAUGGACAAGCUCGUGGCCGAGGAGGCGCGGGAGCAGACACCGCCGCCGCCGUCGUCGUCGUCGUCGACCGACGCCAAGAAGCGGCCACUGGACGCCCCCGACGAUACGUCGCACGUGGCCAAGAAACCCAAGGAAGAGGAGUCGCUGUCGCCGCCGCUGGUGAUCGCGACCGAGCCGGAAACGUCGGAAGACGGCCUCUUUGACUGUCCGCCCGAGCUCCUCAAGGACGACAUGAAGGACGACGACGGGCUCAACGGCUUCAUGGCCGACCUCGACGAGUACGACCCGGACGAGUUUGGCGGCCUCCUCAUGUCGGACGAUACAAUAUAA